Rhagoletis pomonella (apple maggot) is the source of this 639-nucleotide messenger RNA. Its product is annotated as insulin gene enhancer protein ISL-1-like. The coding region runs from base 1 to 639 and encodes 212 amino acids. NCBI's taxonomy places the organism in Eukaryota, Metazoa, Arthropoda, Insecta, Diptera, Tephritidae. The record is from RefSeq and is a predicted model, not a curated record. Gene Ontology annotation, biological process: neuron fate specification; positive regulation of transcription by RNA polymerase II; axonogenesis. Gene Ontology annotation, molecular function: DNA-binding transcription factor activity, RNA polymerase II-specific; cis-regulatory region sequence-specific DNA binding. The transcript has 5 exons. Gene Ontology annotation, cellular component: nucleus.
AUGACCACAAUGGCUGUAUUGGAUGUACGAACGGCUACCACAACUACCACCAAAUGCCGGAAAUACUACGUACCACCGGAAAAACAACGUUUAUCACUUUGUGUGGGCUGUGGCGGUCAAAUUCACGAUCAGUACAUCCUGCGCGUCGCCCCCGAUCUGGAAUGGCAUGCGGCAUGCCUCAAAUGUCAGGAAUGUCGACAAUUUCUGGACGAGAGCUGUACGUGCUUCGUGCGUGACGGCAAAACGUAUUGUAAACGUGAUUACGUUAGGUUAUUUGGUACAAAAUGUGAUAAAUGCGGUAGCUCAUUUAGUAAAAAUGACUUUGUGAUGCGGGCAAAAACGAAAAUCUUUCAUAUUGAAUGCUUUCGUUGUUCGGCGUGUGCGAAGCAACUGCUGCCAGGUGAUGAAUUUGCGCUCCGAGAUGGCGGCAUUUUAUAUUGUAAAGAGGACCAUGAUGUUCUGGAGAAAUCUUCACAAAGUAGUCUAACGUCAUCUUCGAUAGAGAGCAACAACAAUAAUAGUAAUAGUAAUAAUAAUAAUACAAGUCUUAGUAAUAAUAAUCAUUCCAGCGAGUUGGGUUCAAUGUCAGUUACAAUCAUUGAAAUGCCAUGUUUCCGUUGUUGGGAAUUCUCAAAUUAA